Messenger RNA from Seriola dumerili (greater amberjack), 2858 nucleotides. RefSeq names its product A-kinase anchoring protein 1 (gene akap1b). Lineage: Eukaryota; Metazoa; Chordata; Actinopteri; Carangiformes; Carangidae. The record is from RefSeq and is a predicted model, not a curated record. Bases 133 to 2727 code for a protein of 864 amino acids. The transcript has 11 exons. Gene Ontology annotation, molecular function: RNA binding.
CAACACGUGGGGAGGAGAGGUUGACUUUCCACGGGGGACAACGUUUGACAAAACCCACGCUAUUAGUAUCGCUCUCAUCGUGGCGGCACCGAGGAACCUAAAACACUGUGUAGCUGCUAGUGCCCUGAGGAAAUGCCGCUGAGGUUUCGCUCUGUUGUACCCUACACGCUGCCCGGAGUACUCGCGCUGAUCGGUUGGUAUUGGUACAUCUCGCGGAAGAAAGAGCGGCUCAUCACUCACGACAGCCCAGAGGGGGCUCCGACUCCUGUGGGCCUCAGAAGUUCUCCUGCAGAGGGUAGCAAUGGUUUGGUUGAGAAAGGCACUGUAUCAUCCCCCACAAACGACACAGAGCGCCCCGCCCACAGACCUCCGAAGGUGACGAACCAGAGAACAGAACAUGAAAAUAUAUCCCAUAUCCACGUGCCGGACAGUGAAGCAGCACCUUCACCGGAACAACGUUCGGAAGAAGCUGCCCCUCCCCUCGGCAGAACAAGAGGAGAGGAUGUCCAUAAACCCCCAGACGUGGCUGCGCCGUCACCCGGCAAAGACGACAGUUCGCAGGUGUCAUCGAAAGACCAUAAAGCCCCAGAGGAAAGCUCAUCACUUGCUUUGGAAACAGAGCUGGAGAAACACCAGAUCAAAGAUCCAGUCCCUGCUCCAGAAGCCUUGGUAGAAGAGGUCAUCGUGCCCUGCCAGUCUAACAAAGUCUCCAGCUCCUCCCCCGCGACAGCCUACCUUUCUGAUGCAGAGAGGCCUGAGCCGGAGGGAGAAGUUGCAAAGCAUCAUGGUACCAGUAAUACACAAGAUGAGCUGAUUGUUUGUGCAGUUACCCCAGCCAAAGUGCAGAGAGUGAUGCCAUCUGAGGCCGACUCUCUAGAGACGCCCCCUUCGACACAGGAUUUCCACCAACAAAUGACGAGCACCCCGAACACCCCGGGCCCGACCUCCACAGCCUUGACCACAGUCGAAGACUCCACCACCACAACAGCGACCCCGGAGAGCAUCCAGACACAUGGUAGCAGUGGAGAGGAGCAGGAUCUGGAGCUUCUGGCAGCUGGACUCAUAUGUGAGGUCAUCUCAGCGGCCACCCAGGAGGUCCUUGGUGUCACCAGGUGCCAGGUCACAGACAACAGCCAGCCCGCCUGCAGCAGCAGCACGCCACUGGCUAGCAGCAGACUAUGCUCCCAACAGGAAGCAAUCACAGCAGCACAGCAGCACCACCAUCUACUGACCAGCUCCUCUCAGACAAGCUGCGAGUCUAGAGAGGCAACGGAGAAAGAACAGCAAGGAGUGCCUAAUGGAUGCUCCUCUGCUCCAGUAUGGGAGCCCGUUGAGGUCAGUCAAAGGGCACACCAGACAAACAAUGCACAGAGAGGCCAUUGGCCAACGGCGUCGCACGAAGCUGCACCAAGUGUCCCUCUGCUAAACGCUAAACUGAAAGGCGAUGAAGGAGCUGUGCCGGCCGAGGACUCAGCCUGCAGCACGUGCCACUCUGAGGACGGCAUCAGCAGCGAGGACCUCCAGAACAGCAUGUUCGACAACCAAAUGGAUGUGAUCCAAAUAACAGACUUGUCCACAAAAGAAGCCGCGCUGCCUCAGUCGCUGGUCGAGACCGCCGCAGAGGCGACGGUUUCGUCCGUGACUGAAGAAAACUCAGUGGAUUCUGUGUGUGAGAUAAAGGGGCUCAACGGGAUGGGCCUGAGGAACGGAGCUCACGGGACGUUUGAGGAGACGGACCAGUCUGGAGGCUCUGAUGUGAAUAGUAUGGACUCUGUGGACAGCGGCUGCACUAUGGGUGUCGGGGAAAGCCAGAGCAACAACGCUGCCUCCUUGAGCUCUGAGCUCAUCAUCUGGGAGAUUGAGGUGCCAAAGCAUCUUGUCGGGCGGUUAAUCGGGAAACAGGGGAGAUUUGUGAGUUUCCUCAAGCAGAACUCUGGUGCAAAGAUCUACAUCUCCACCCUGCCUUAUACACAGGAGUUCCAGAUCUGUCAUAUAGAGGGUACGCAGCAGCAGGUCGACAAGGCCCUCUCGCUGAUUGGGAAGAAGUUUAAAGACCUGGACUUGACGAACCUGUAUGCACCUCCACCUCCCCCGCUCACAUUGCCGUCGCUUCCCAUGACCUCCUGGCUCCUGCUCCCCAGUGGAGUGACGGUUGAAGUGAUAGUGGUGAACAUCGUGUCGGCCGGUCACAUCUUCGUCCAGCAGCACACCCACCCCACCUACCACGCUCUGCGGAGCCUCGACCAGCAGAUGUUCCUCUGCUACUCCCAGCCGGGCACCCCCGCCCUGCCCUCACCUGCUGAAGUGGGCGUGAUCUGUGCAGCUCCGGCGGUGGAAGGAGCCUGGUGGAGAGCUCAGGUCAUCACCUUCUACAAGGAAACAAACGAAGUGGAGAUUAGAUACGUCGAUUACGGAGGCUACGACAGAGUUAAGAUCGACUCACUACGGCAGAUAAGGUCUGAUUUUGUAACACUACCAUUUCAAGGUGCAGAAGUCCUGCUCGACAACAUUGCUCCACUUCCAGGAGAGGAUCGUUUUUCACCUGAGGCCACGUCGGCGUUGGAGGAGAUGACCAGAGGAGUGGCGCUGCUCGCACAGGUAUCGAACUACGACAACAACACAGGCCUCCCGCUGGUCCACCUGUGGAACAUGGUCGGAGAGGAGGUGAUUUCAGUGAACCGUACUCUGGCGGAGAGAGGCCUGGGAUCCUGGGUGGAUGGAUUCUGAACUCGUAACAUACUCUGACCUCCAAACCUCCACCUGCCCCCCCCUUACUCUCUCUCGUGGUCAGCAGUCUGGGCCCGGGCCCCGGCUGUGGUCCCAGCCCAUCCCGCCCCACCACUGGAUAUAAGAAGAUU